AUGCCUGUUCUGUUGGCUCCGGUAGUGUUCGAGGGUAUAGUCCACAUAAAAUGUUCUACUGGCAAACAACACAAUCACCGCGCCGUGCUGGGUAACAGGGAUGUGGUGGGCACGACGCCAUGGUGGUCGGUCUGGAGCCACGACUUCUGGGGUAACCCGCUCUCCCGCCGGGGCUCUCACGGUUCCUGGCGACCCCUCACCACGCUCUCCUUCAGGAUGAACGUGGUGGUGGCGAGAGCUCUGGCCCCUGAGUACGACCUUCCUGGAGGCGAGGGCAGUCCCGCGUCAGUGCCACCACCACCAUCACCUCUAUCACCGUCAUCAUCAGCAGUGCCACUACCAUCAUCGUCAUCAGUGCCAAGAAGCCCCGCCGUGCCUUCCCUCACUCCCUCGCUCAAAGCCGCCUUCUCGGCCUCCACCUUCCAUGCCGUCAAUGUGCUCCUCCACGCCGCCGUCACUGCUGCCUAUGUGGGCGUGCUGCAGUGCGUGGGCGUCGGGGCGUGGGCGUGCCUUGGGGCCGGGUCACUCUUCGCCGCCCACCCUGUGCAUGUUGAGGCUGUAGCAGGCGUGGUAGGCCGGGCGGAGCUCUUGGCCGCCCUGGCCUUCUGUCUCGCCCUGGCCGCCUACAUCAGGUAUCUCCGCGGGCGUGCGACGGGACGGGCGUGGGCGCGGAGGUUGAGCGGGUGCGGGCACGGGUGUAUCUGCUUGGAGGACAGCCCGGGGGUCUCCAGGUCGCUCUCCUGCUCCACUAUCUCAUGGGGCUCCAAGAGCAGGUGGUCGGUGCAGCUGCCGUCAUGGGCGUGGCUGGCGUUGAGCGUGGCGGGGGCGGGAGUGGCCAUGGCGUGCAAGGAGCAGGGCGUGACGGCGUUGGGGGUCGGCCUCCUCCUCCACGCAGCGGCUGUUGUCACCAUCACCCCCAGGAACAAGUCUGUGGUCCAGGCGCUGAUCCGGGAGCUGUGGCCGGGUAGCGUGGGGACGCUAGUGCUGCUGUGGGCGCGAGUGAGUGUGGCACCCCACACGCCCAGUUUCACGCCCGCGGACAACCCAGCCGCCCAUGCCCAUUCCCUGCUCACGCGUGCUCUUAGUAUCGCUCGAGGGUGGGCGGUUCAUGGGCGCCUCUUAGUGUGGCCUGCGACCCUCUCAUUCGACUGGUCGAUGGGCGCCGUCCCCCUGGUGACCUCCCUCAGCGACCCGGCCAACCUCGAGACUGCACUAUUGGUGGGGUCAGUAGGCGUCCUGGCUGUCACCGCCGCCUCAGCCUGCUGGAGAGCACGACAACACCUCAACCUGACCACCAAGAUGUACACAUAUCACAACCAGCACGCCUACCACGACGUGCUGAACAACAACGUGCAGCACGGCGAUGUCACCACCCACCCGGCGUACCACCUGCAGCACCGUGCUGUCUGCUGGCACCUCAGCCCCCUCUUACUGGUGCUGGCCUGGGGUCUCCUCGUCUUGCCCUUCCUCCCGGCCUCCAACCUUGCCGCCUACGUAGGCUUCGUGGUGGCUGAGCGAGUCCUCUACCUUCCCUCUAUGGGCGCCUGUCUGCUGGUGGCUCUAGGCUGCCAGGUAAUCUGGCGCACCAUAGGCACAAACAAGUGGCAUCGAACAGUAAAUUCUCUAAGUGAUUUUACAAAUUCUGUGAUUCUUGUUUAUGAUCACAAUGUAUGUGUGUCUGUUCUCUUGUCUCUACUUCUUCUUCUACUUCUACGGGAGAUGGAUGAUGAGAAACAGAAACAUCAGGAACGGAACCAUACUGCAAAGAGUGAUAAGCAGAACUCCUCGGGGUGGCAGUGGGUGGCGGAGGGCGGCUUGACCAUGGCCGGGGCGUGGGUGGCACUCUUACUGCUCUUGUCUGCCAGAACUCUCAGAAGAAACCAAGACUGGGAGAGCGAUGAGUCCCUUUAUCGAGCUGGUGUGGCCGUCAAUCCUCCCUAGGCUCUGUCCAACCUUGGUGUGGUGUACAGCGAACAGGGACGUCUGCAAGAAGCUGAGACUGCCUACCGCAGCGCCCUCCACCACGCCCCUACCAUGGCUGACACUCACUUCAACCUUGGGCUCCUGCUGGCGUCCACGGGCAGGUCGGAGGCGGCGGUGGAGAGUUACCGGGCGGCGCUGUGGAGUCGGCCGUGGCUCGCUCAGGCUCACCUCGGCCUGGCCGCCGCCCUUCAGCAGCUCGGCCGAGACGCUGACGCCAUCAAGGUGUUGGAGACGUGCCGGGGAACAGGGUCGGCACCUGCCAGGGACAGCCUGAGCCACACCUGGGCGGUCAUCACCUGCAGGCAGAGGCUGGCCCGGGCGCACAUCCUGGCGGGCCGCCCUCAUACCGCGCUGGAAGAGGUGGCGCACGCCCUCACGCACGCCCCAGACGGCUACGGCACGCACGCCCUUCACACCCUGGCGGCCGAGGCUCACCUAGAGGCUGGAGAGCAUGCCGAGGCCCAGGCCGCCCUAUCUCGCGCCCUGGCCGCCCACCCCCACCACGUGCCCGCCCACCUCACCUUCUCCAGGAUGCUGCAGGCUAAUGGCAGCAGAGUGGAGGAGGUGGAACAGUGGCUUCGUCGCGCGGUGGCUUUAUGCCCAACGAUCCACACGCCCACAAACAUCUGGGUCAACUGCUUAGAACAGGACCGUGUAGAGGAGGCCGUCGGGGCGUGGUUGAGGGCCGCGUUGUUAGACUCUACGGAUCACACUGCUGCCUUCAACGCCGCCACUGCCCUCAGGCUGGCCGGCAGGAACCAGCACGCCGAGACCUUCUACAGACGAGCGGUGCAGCUGCGGCCCAAGGAUGUGUCGAGCCACCGGAACUUGGGUGCCAUUCUACACUUGAAUGGUAAACUAGACGAGGCGCGUAAGCACUACGACGAAGCCCUGGCUCUAGCCCCCGGCGAUCCCCAGACCACCACCAACCUGCAGCGGCUGUCAGCACUCGUCAACAAGAAGGGCCUCUCCUAGUGGGCCUGGGGCAAGGACCCACGGGCUGUUGGUGUCGUGUGCAGUAUUUCAGGAUCCCCUCAUAUAUCAGGAGCUCAAUUUGUAGACGAUCCCAGACGAUAAUGUCGUGCAUUGGUUUCUGUGAUGGAUCCAUAGUAUUCCUGUUUAUCCCGUGUGUAAGAAACUCUCAGAGAAUGCAGAAGACGAGGACCAAUGCAACUGUAUGUCACCUCUACCUUGUUAGGAGAUCAAGAGGAAAGAACAAGAAUAACCGUGGGGUCACAUCCGCGGUGACUAGCAACGAGUCAUCAGAAAUAAAUAUAUUUACAAAACUUUUUUUAAUAGAUGCUACAUUGCCCCUCCCCCUCCCCAAUAUAUCCCACAAAGUCAUUCACCAAGUUUUUAAUACAUCUUUAAAUGCUUUACUAUUAUUUAUUUUAUAAGGUUUGCCACUGGGAACUGACAAGGGAGAAAGUCGAGCUAAGUACAGUAACUGAAGACUUGCCACUGACGUUUUUACUGUUAUGAUUUUAUCUUUCAACCUCUGAAAAUUUUCGGUUUUCUGGCGACGAUACUUUCACCUGUACAUAUAACUACCCAGCCUUCCAUAGUGGUCUUCAUGUGGGUGUUCCUGUGACAGGAAGGACCAAGACCCUCACACUCCAACAACAAACUUCAACAGUCUAGUUCUUGGUGCGCCAGAUGACGACAACACUGUGUCUAGGACUCUUGUUCUCAAAAGGGAUUCCAGUUCUCCUGCAUCGAUGUCCAUCCUGCUGAGGCGGUUCUCGGGAGGGUGACGUCACUCCCGAAGAUAAAAAUAUUCCAAAGGUUCUUCUCUGUGUCCCUCUGUGGUAAACGGCCUAUACAUCAGUGUUCUGUGUGAUAUUUGUUAACAUUUCCUUCGCUAAUAUUGCAUCAUUAUCAACAAUUAAUCGCUUUCAACGUGAGUAAAAGAUCCUUACAGAAAUUGUUUAUUCUCAAAGGUUAAAAAAAGGAACUUUCUGAACCUCUGUGGUCAUUAUUUUUUUCCAUGGCCCCUUUACAUCUCUCCUUAACGACACUCCCAGGAACAGCAAGAAACCCCAGUGAGAUUAAGGUUAAAGUUACAGCGAAUUAUAUCUUAUAUAUUAUACAUAUACUUGUCCAAUUAAGUAAGGAGGAAGACUUAUAAAGAAGUAAAUGUAAAAGACAUCGCUUGUACCAUCGGCUCCAGAACUGCCCGUCAGCGUACACAAAAUCCCUCAUCAGAUGAGGACACAAAUCUUCUUCAACUUGAGGCUCGAGCACUUCUGGACACCCCGGCGAUGUCAGAUUUCUCUCAACCAAAAAAUAUUAAAAAAAUAUAUAAUCUGUGUCAUAUUUUGGACAUUCCUUAACAUCAGUCUGUGAUAUUUGCCAAGAAAAAGAUUAUUCCAUGACAUUGUGGCACUAGUUUUAACCCAACCACUGUCACCACUACUUCACGUGUUGUAUAAUACCCAUUUAUCAAGAAAGUGUCAUUAUUUUUUCUCUCUUUCUGUUUUCUUAAAAGAUCAACGAUGGUGAAGACCAGAAUGUAACGAGAUAAUGUCAACUUCCACUAACAUAACCUUGUUGUGCGUGUGUGUGUAUGUGUGUGGCCAGCAGCGAGGCGGCCUGUGUACAAAAAACUCCAUCAUAAUGCUCCGGCACCAAGAUAUAUGACGGGAAAAUGUCAUCCUCAGAAUUUCUAUCUCUUUUCUUCGUCAUCUUCUUCCUCUCCUCUUCUCUUACUGUGUCUACCAGGAUUUUUUGACACUUGCAGUAUACCAGUGCAAAACCUUACAGUGGUCCCUGAAAUUUUAUGAUAUUGCACUAAAUGGCUUUUGAAAGUGAAUAGCAUUGCAAGUAAAUGGCCUUAUGGUGAGCGAUUUCUUUUUUACCCGGAUUAUUCUGCAAAGUCUUUAAGAUUUAAACUAACUCCGUUUUUUAUAUAGAACCGGUUUCUGUAGUUUUUAAACCCAAGAAGUUUAAGGUAAUAAAAAAAUAAAACUUUUAGUCGUCUAGUCAACUCUUAAGCUCCUUUAGUGAUUUUCUUUGCUUUUCAAUAAGUCACCAAGUCGGUAGGUUUUGCUGUGACUCACCACUUACUCAAGUAGUCGAUCGACCUCGAUAGUAAUUCACUCAGCCUAGUACUACUGGUAGGCGUAGACACACCAAUACUCAUAGACUCAUUUUCCGACUUUGUAGUGAGACUCACCGGGCUAUUGUAGUGAAUAAGUGACUCAUCAGGUGACUUGGAACAAUCAGUAUCUAUUAAGAGCUCACUGGACCUCAGGUUAGGGAGUUAAGUUGCCAGCGGCUUCACUCUCUCACUCACUCGCUCGCCACGCCUCUGUUGACUCAUGUGAUGAACCCCUCGAACCCUCAUCCAGCUCGACUCAUUAAAAAAAAAAGAGGAGGAAGAGAAGGAGGAGAAAUAAACCUCCUAGAUGAAGAGAAGAUGUGAGUUUAUAAGACUUUGUAAUGACUGCCUAAGGAUCAUUUUCUCGUCAUUAUGUGAAAUCUAUUGUGUGUGGGGAAGAGACACGGUGACACAUACUAUCUCAUGGUGGAAGGUUGAUAAGUCGAAGAAUACAAUUUCUUAUUAUUACAGAGCUGAUGUGUCGGUGUAUGUCUGAGUACGUCGUCGGUGUCAUAAAACUAAAGACAUGUGUAUAAGCCAUGUGUGCAGCCAGAUGAUAAGUGAUCCCUCAUUAAAGCAAAAAAUAAAAAUAAAAAAUAAUAAUAAAAAAAGAAUCAUUAUGUCACCCCUGAAAGGCAGAAUCUGUACAUAGCCUGAAACAAAUAUAUCGAUUUUUUUAAGGACCUCCCCCCCUCCCCUUUUCAUGAAUCUCCCCCCUCCCCCCGAGCACCCUUCAAUGACGCCCCCUCUCUCUGUCUUUCUCUCUCUCUUUAUCCCUCUUGCCAUUUAUCCCUUCCUCCUUCAAUCACCCCCACCCCUUCCUCUCCUUCCUACAUUCUCUCACCUCCCCCUCCUCCCCUUCCUGCCUUCUCUCUCCCCUUCCUCUCCCUCCUCUGCUCCCCUUCUGGUCUAAGAUGUGCCUAAGCCUCUCACCAUGACAAGCCAUAUUUGUGACGAGUUCUGCGGCUUUUGGCCUUACAACACCAGCUAAUACGGUCAAUUUUCCCAUAAUUUGUAUCAAGAGGACGAAAACUGUUAACAAACGUGACCGUAAACCACAAGACAUCAACGUCAAGUCGAGAAUCGUAGGUCAUCAGCUUCUCAUUGGUUCCCUUGUAUUGAAUGGCAGCCAAUGAGAAGAGCAACAUAAUGACUUACUUGGAAAUGACUUAUUUUUUGUAUUUUCGACCGUAUUGCUGUGUGACUGAAGGGUGAAAGUCGCCGAUCCGGCUAACAACCAGUAUAAAGGAGUCGUAUUAUACAUUGGUGUUUUUACCCAAAUAAUAAUGUGCCGAUGAUAGUGAUAUGUUAUAAUUAAUAUCAAAUAUAUUAUAUGUGUUCAUUAA
Homarus americanus (American lobster) is the source of this 6429-nucleotide messenger RNA. RefSeq names its product protein O-mannosyl-transferase TMTC2-like. Gene Ontology annotation, cellular component: endoplasmic reticulum membrane. Lineage: Eukaryota; Metazoa; Arthropoda; Malacostraca; Decapoda; Nephropidae. The record is from RefSeq and is a predicted model, not a curated record. Gene Ontology annotation, molecular function: mannosyltransferase activity; protein binding. Gene Ontology annotation, biological process: protein O-linked glycosylation via mannose.